Brachypodium distachyon (stiff brome) is the source of this 947-nucleotide messenger RNA. Its product is annotated as non-specific lipid transfer protein GPI-anchored 1. The transcript has 3 exons. NCBI's taxonomy places the organism in Eukaryota, Viridiplantae, Streptophyta, Magnoliopsida, Poales, Poaceae. The record is from RefSeq and is a predicted model, not a curated record. The coding region runs from base 85 to 648 and encodes 187 amino acids.
AACUCCCUCCGUCCUUCCCUCCACACCUCCUCCUCCUCCAGCUGCAAUUCAGGAUACACAGCUCACCUCACACAAACAACAGCCAUGGCGACACGGCGGCGCUGCAGCCACCUAUCAGCCGCAGCACUCCUGCUGGCCGUGUGUCUCUCCUUGUCUCCGUCUCUGGCCACGGCACAGACGGCGGCGCCGGGGGCGACGCAGAGCAAGUGCCAGGGCGACAUGGCGCACCUGACGGAGUGCAUGGACUACGCGACGGGGCACGAACCGAGCCCUUCCUCCACGUGCUGCGGCGACAUCUCGGACACGCAGAAGGCGCGGCCGGAAUGCCUGUGCUACAUCAUCCAGCAGGUGCACGGCGCCGGGCAAGCGCACGGCACCCAGCAGCUCGGCCUCCGCUUCGACCGCGUCCUCGCGCUCCCCACGGCCUGCAAACUCGCCGGAGCCAACGUCUCCCUCUGCAUCAACCUGCUGCACCUGACCCCGAGCUCACCGGACUACGCCAUGUUCUUAAACGCCUCCAAGAUGACGCCGUCGACGUCCGCCCCGAUGAGCGACAGCGCCGCCGCCGGUUCCAAGGCUCCGGCGGGGCUCCGCUACGGCGUCGUGGCGGCGGCGGUGGUCUCCGCAGUCUUCUCGUCCAUCUUCUGAGAACAGAGAUAGUAGUAUCUCUCUGAAGAACGUGCAGAUGGACGUCUUCUUUUCCUUUUUUACCCGGCCUCUCACGUUUCUUCAGUUCUGCCACGAUCUAUCUCUGCACUGUUUGUUAUAUCCAUACUCUGCAAUUUCCCACGCAAUGACGACGAUGCUUUCUCGGUUGGUUAGCUUAUUACUCAUCGCUCAAUUGUUACUGUUUUUCCUUCUUGUUUAUUUUCACCCCGGAUAAAAUAGAUCGAGAUUUGAGACCAGCAUGUGUGUGUUUGUUUUGAACUGAAUUUUUCUUUUGAGCU